AUGGGGAUAAGUCCACUGUGUUGUACUUCAUGUCUUUCUAUUUGCUUUGUAGUUGUAUUAGUAGUAGCUAAUUUUGGAAUAAUGAUGCAAGGAACAAACAAGUUUAGUAUCAUUGAUAGAAGAGUUAAAGCUAGCGUCAAAUAUUUUGAUGUUCCACCGAUUAAAAAUAAAGCAUGUCCUAAUGGUAUUGAUGCUGUUUGGUUAUGGGUUAAUGGAAGUGAUCCUGUUUUCCGUAAGGCUCUUGAAGAAAAUGGAAGAAAAGGAGGUGCAGGAAGGUACAGGGACUAUAAUACAUUACAAUAUUCUAUACGUUCUGUGUAUAAUUUUGCACCAUAUAUUAAGAAUUAUUAUAUUGUUACAAUGGGACAAAUUCCUGAUUUCUUAAACACUUCAUCACUUACUUUUAAAGAUUACAAAUUACGAAUAGUUGAUCAUAAAGAAAUAUUUCCCAAUAAUAAAGAUUUACCAGUAUUUAAUUCAAAUGCAUUAGAAGUUUCAAUACAUAACAUUAAAAAUUUAUCAUCAUGUUUUCUUUAUUUAAAUGAUGAUAUGUUAUUAGGCAAAAAACUAAAACCAGAACACUUCUGUAGAAAAGAUGGAAAAAUUAAUAUUUAUCAUAAUGGAUGGAAUGCUCCUGAAGUUGAAAGAAUGAAACAUAAUUUAUGGCAUAAAAGUGUUGGAACAUCAAACGAAUUAAUUAAUAAUAAAUUCCAUCCAAAAGAUUCAACUUACAAACAUCCAUAUGUUAGUCAUCAUUGUUAUUUCUUUAAAACUGAUACAUUAAAAGAAAUGGAAGAGAAGUGGCAAGAACAAUAUAAACAAACACGAACUCACAAAUUCCGACUUGGAAAUGAUUUAGCAAUUCCAUUUUUACAUGGUGCAUACUCAGUUGAGAGUAAUAAAGGUGUUUAUGUAAGAGAGAAGUGGUACUAUUAUGGUCUUGUUGAUAAUAAUAGAACAAACAACCUCAAAAUUAUUAAUGGAAUUAAGAAAAAGAAACCACAGUGUAUUUGUUUAAAUGAUGGCUUGGAUGAUAAAGAUGAAACUAAUAUGAGUAAUGCUAUUGAUAGAAUGACAUUAUUUUUAGAGACAUUAAUUCCUAAUCCAUCACCAUUCGAAAAAUUAGAAGCAAAUUAA
Entamoeba dispar SAW760 is the source of this 1137-nucleotide messenger RNA. RefSeq lists its product as uncharacterized. Bases 1 to 1137 code for a protein of 378 amino acids. Lineage: Eukaryota; Evosea; Mastigamoebida; Endamoebidae. The transcript has a single exon. Gene Ontology annotation, molecular function: UDP-N-acetylglucosamine-lysosomal-enzyme N-acetylglucosaminephosphotransferase activity. Gene Ontology annotation, cellular component: Golgi apparatus. Gene Ontology annotation, biological process: carbohydrate phosphorylation; N-glycan processing to lysosome. The record is from RefSeq and is a predicted model, not a curated record.